AUGGUGAAUGUCGCCGGCAGAAGCAGAGGCUGCGCAACAUGUCGGAAACGCAGAGUCAAGUGCGACCAAUCGCUCCCCGAGUGCCUGAGGUGUCUUGGCAUGGGCAUCAAGUGCCCUGGUGCUCGCACAGAGGCCUUUUUCGUCCACACAGUCGUGCCGAAUGCUUCGUUGCGUGAUUCUUCAUCAGCUGCUCUCACAUGUAUCAAGACGAAAUCACCACAUACGAUGAUGAUGCACCCAUCACAUCUUCCGGCGCUGCAGCCAGCUCGUGCCGAUGCCUUUGAUCAGCUUUUCGUGUCGCAUUUCAUCGACGCCUUUUUCGGUUCGGCGAGGCCAUCUUUGCCUGUUCCCAACGGACCAUCCAAGAUUUGGUUACACGAACUUCCUGACUUUCUCGCCUCUCCCUGCCCAUCUCCUGUGCAGUAUUCCAUCCGCGCAGCGUCGAUGCUCAGCUAUGGCACUGUCACUGGAGAUGUAUCCAUCAAAACCGAGGCCUGUAGAUGGUACAUGAGAGCGCUGCAGAGCUUGCGACAUCUGCUGUCCCUUGACGACCUAGGCUCAUCACUAUAUUCUCCGGAAAGCACAGUAUGCGCGGCCGUCAUGCUCAUCCACUUUGAAACUUCUGCUGGCACCAGUCCAAAGGCAUGGCUGCCACAUGUCAAUGGUGCGGCUUCAUUGCUGGAAGCACGGGGGCCGGAGCGUUGCCGGGACGGAUUCAUGCAUCAGAUAUUUAGGCAUUUGCGGCUACAAACGUUUGUCGCGGCAAUGGCUGAUAAUAGGCUUCACCCGUUUGCCUCUCCGCAAUGGAGGACGAUUCCGUUUGAGAGUCAUCCGAAGCUAAUUUUUGACAACUUGGUCGAUGUUCUCUUUGCUGUACUGAGGUGCUUGUCAACAGCAAAUCAUCUCAUUUCAUCCGAUGCCGACAAUACACGCGGAUUACAAACAGAACUCGGAAACCUCAUCCAAGAUGCUAGGCUUCAAAUCCAUGAGUGGAGAUCAGAAGCCAUCUUCUACGUCUCUCUGGAAGAUCAGAGCCUCUCAGUUACUGAAACUGAAGAAGAUGUUGCAACAUCGUUGGAUCCCCGCCACUUUAUGCUGCCAUAUACCGAUAUUCCAUCAGUGGCAUUGGUCUCACUCUACGAUGCCGCCAACAUAAUCGUACUUCGCCUCCUACACUUGGUUUCUCCCACGGCAUCUCUAUACGACGCACGCAUCCAACAGCACACACAGUCAAUCCUGUCCGCACACGAAAUGAUUAGCGAAAAAUCCAGCUCUGAGCCUGGCCGCGGUUCCAUCAUGAUGGUCCAGCAGUUAAAAAUUGCUGCCUUGUGGAGCUCGUCUUCGCAGCAGAGGGCGGCGGCUGUGAAGAUGCUACAGGGGUUUCGAAAGGGAGGCUUUGCAGGCAUUUCGGCGCCAUCUCACGAGUAUUUUGCCGAUGUGGCGGCCUAUAUUCUUCGCAAAUACGCCGUUGAAGGGACUUGA
Molecule: messenger RNA, 1482 nt
Organism: Trichoderma atroviride IMI 206040
Lineage: Eukaryota; Fungi; Ascomycota; Sordariomycetes; Hypocreales; Hypocreaceae
Biological process (GO): regulation of DNA-templated transcription
Molecular function (GO): DNA-binding transcription factor activity, RNA polymerase II-specific; zinc ion binding
Source: RefSeq, a predicted model, not a curated record